This is a messenger RNA of Lingula anatina, 1272 nucleotides long. RefSeq lists its product as uncharacterized. NCBI's taxonomy places the organism in Eukaryota, Metazoa, Brachiopoda, Lingulata, Lingulida, Lingulidae. The record is from RefSeq and is a predicted model, not a curated record. Gene Ontology annotation, molecular function: protein binding.
GACAAGACAAGCCCAUUACUUCCGUGUUGUGUUUGCACUUGAAAACACUCAGAGGUGUAGAGGCGUGAGUUACUACACCGAGUUAACCUACUCUUUGUGGGGAUAAGAUAAGCUGAACUUUGCCUUACACUCUAAGAGAAUGCAGUAGUUCAGUAGAGUUUUUCAACAGGUAACAUAAAAAAAAAAAGACAAGAAUGGUUGUAAACAAACAUCCUGAAGCGCUGCUUUUGGCAGAAAACGGCAACUUGAAGAGUUUGGAGAGCCUUGAUCUGAGUCUAGCCAACGACAGCGUUGCCGAUGAACAUGGCUCCAACUGCCUACACUACGCAGCAAGGACUGGAAAUAUCGACAUCCUCAAUUUUCUGAUCCACAAGCGAAAAUUCCGUGGGAAUAAAAAGAAUCGGGUCGGGGCAACUCCGGCUCACGACGCUGCUGCAACGGGCCAGCUCGAUGCGCUGAAGUGGAUGAUCACCCACACCGAUUGCGACCCUGAUGACAGCGACGUCUCCGGGCAGACUUGCCUUCACCUCGCAGCAAGGUAUGACCACCCAGACAUCAUCAGCUGGCUCCUAGUGGAGGGACAUGCAUCUGUAAUGGAGAGGACAGAAACAGGUGCCCUGCCUCUGCAUUAUGCUGCCUCAUCAGGUGCCCUGGAAUGUGUACAACUACUGGUGAAGGAGUCCCCAGGAACUGUCAACAUGCAGACCCAGAAUGGUACCACGGCGGCCUAUCUGGCAGCUCAGGGCGGCCAUCUUGAAGUGCUUCGCUACCUUAUCCAUCACCGCGCAACCACCAAGAUCCGUGCAUACGAUGGCAUGUCGUGUGUGCAUGCUGCCGCGCAAAUGGGGCAGUUAACAUGCCUGAUAUGGCUGAUUCUUGAUCACCAUGAGAGUGCAGAUGACCGCGACUUCAGCGGGUCAACUCCCCUCCACUUCGCGGUCAGUCAGGGGCAUGAGAGUACGGCAAGAUGGCUGCUGGACCAUGGUGCCCUAGUCACUCUUGACCAUCUGGGAGGAAGUCCACUACAUGAUGCUGCAUUGCAUGGUCAGCUAGAGUGUAUCCGCAUUCUUCUUGAACAUAAAGCCAAUACCACCAUCACUGACAAUGAGGGCCUCACAGCAGCCAUGUUGGCUGAGAAAUGUGGGUAUUUUCAGUGUGCUGACCUCCUGAAUGGUAGAACUGGAAAUCAGGUAAUUGUCUUUUUUUCUGUUAAAGCAUUAAAUGAUCAAAACUUUUAAAAAUGGAUUUCUAAACAAUGAGAACACUUUUUGG